Messenger RNA from Fusarium coffeatum, 468 nucleotides. RefSeq lists its product as uncharacterized. NCBI's taxonomy places the organism in Eukaryota, Fungi, Ascomycota, Sordariomycetes, Hypocreales, Nectriaceae. The record is from RefSeq and is a predicted model, not a curated record. The coding region runs from base 1 to 468 and encodes 155 amino acids. The transcript is spliced from 3 exons.
AUGGAGUCCGAAACUGCAUCUGUUGAGUGGGAGUGGCCAGAGUACGAUGGAAACAUGGACAUCGAUGAGCCUGAGCCGGAACUUUUUGUUCCAGAGGAAGAGCCCCCGGUCCCCGAUAUCCCCUGGCAAGAGCUGCAAGAGCUGCAGAUCGUGAAGGAGAAGAGGCUGUGCGAGUUGAGUCGUGAGAUCCAUCAAGGCCCUUACUAUACUUCCCUCCCAAACUCGGAGGUAGAUUGGUCCCUUGAGGGCCGAAUCGUUUGUCGGGUUGUCCGGUGCCCAUUCUAUGGGCAUGAGUUUCAGCUGACCAACUUCCGGAAACACUUGCAUAGCACGAUGCACAGACGACUGGACGAAUGGUACGAGUCUGAGGUCGCGGUCCCUUCCCCCAGCCCAGAGCUUAAGAGCCCAACCCCUGAGCGGCGCGGUGCUGGAGUUCUUCCUCCGCCAACCUCUCCCGUCUCUGCUUAG